AUGAGUAGGGAUCGUGAACAGUGCUAUUCAACAUUGGCAGCUGAUGAUUCAGGGUUACGAUUCCACUAUGUGGCUGCUGGAGAAAGGGGUAAACCACUGAUGCUGCUACUUCAUGGCUUUCCAGAAUUCUGGUAUUCUUGGCGCCAUCAAUUGCGGGAAUUUAAAAGUGAAUAUCGAGUGGUGGCCCUGGAUUUGAGAGGUUAUGGAGAAACAGAUGCUCCUUCUCACAAAGAAAGUUACAAGUUAGAUUGCCUGAUAGCAGAUAUAAAGGACAUUUUGGAAUCUCUAGGAUACAACAAGUGUGUGUUGAUUGGCCAUGACUGGGGAGGAAUGAUCGCUUGGUUAGUGGCUAUUUGUUACCCUGAAAUGGUGACUAAGCUCAUUGUGGUAAAUUUCCCUCAUCCUUCUGUAUUUACAGAAUACAUUCUACGACAUCCAUCACAAUUGAUUAAAUCUGGUUACUACUUCUUUUUCCAAAUGCCAUGGUUUCCUGAAUUCAUGUUUACUCUAAAUGAUUUCAAGGUUCUGAAAAGUUUAUUUACCAGUCAGGCCACUGGAAUUGGAAGGAAAGGCUGCAGAUUAACAGCAGAAGAUAUCGAAGCUUAUCUGUAUGUCUUUUCACAACCUGGAGCACUAACAGGACCCAUUAACCAUUACAGGACUAUUUUCAGCUGCCUACCUCUGCAGCACCACGAAGUCAUCAUGCCAACCCUGCUGUUAUGGGGAGAAAGAGAUGCAUUUAUGGAAGUUGAGAUGGCAGAAAUUACAAGGAUUUAUGUUAAAAAUCAUUUCAGAUUAACUAUUUUGUCUGAAGCCAGUCAUUGGCUCCAGCAGGAUCAACCUGACAUAGUGAACAAGUUGAUAUGGACCUUUCUUAAGGAAGAGACAAAAAGAAAAAGAGAAUGACCGUACAUGUUUUAAGAGGUCUACGUAAAAGCUCUUCAGAUUUAAAACCUAAUUGUUAUCAGGGCCAUAUUUCCAGCCUGCCUUCUAUUUUGAGCUCUGUUAGAGAAAAGUGUUUUCAUUGUACUGUAUAUUUGGACACUAAUGUUACAGCUAAAAGAAGUGAAUUUGAGAAUAUAUGAUACCAACAUUGGUUUUACCUGUACACUUGUAUUUUGCACAUAAAAACACCUGCCUUAAGAUACAUAUGUAUUUGUACAGAAAGAAAAUCAUGGAAAGUUGCUUGGUUUUGUUUUUUCUCUUGCUUUACGGUUUUAAUGUGUGGUGCCUUUUACAAAUUUAUAAUGAAACAAUGGAGUGGUGCCAUACUGAAGAAAGUCACGAGUUUUCAUUCUAGAUUUGCCUGAAUUUUUUUAAUGUAUUUUACCAUUAAACAGUAACUAACUCUUUUUAUCUAUAUUUUAGCAUACUGAACGAUUGAAAAUUUUCUGGGGUACGUUUCUAGUCUUUAAGUGAAUAAUGAUACGUAUCUUGUUGUAUUGUUGAAUGCAGCUGCUUUGUGCAAUGUGUUUUUCUUUCUUGACUAAAAAAUGGGAAAUCUGUACACUCAACAUGUCUGAACAAGAAAAAUGGAAAAUUAAGAUAUAACAUGUAUCAAAUCCACCUCUGUCUAAUAAAAUGCAACAUACA
Molecule: messenger RNA, 1593 nt
Organism: Manacus vitellinus (golden-collared manakin)
Lineage: Eukaryota; Metazoa; Chordata; Aves; Passeriformes; Pipridae
Gene: EPHX4
Product: epoxide hydrolase 4
Exons: 7
Coding region: 1-906 (301 amino acids)
Molecular function (GO): hydrolase activity
Source: RefSeq, a predicted model, not a curated record